Molecule: messenger RNA, 1636 nt
Organism: Boleophthalmus pectinirostris (great blue-spotted mudskipper)
Lineage: Eukaryota; Metazoa; Chordata; Actinopteri; Gobiiformes; Gobiidae
Product: interleukin-12 subunit beta-like
Exons: 9
Coding region: 586-1557 (323 amino acids)
Molecular function (GO): protein binding
Source: RefSeq, a predicted model, not a curated record
GGCCUAUUGAUGACAUCAUGGGAUUCAUUUUUAGAACUCAGCACUACUUUCUGUAGCAUUCACCUCAUAUUUUUAAAUGUUUCUUCACAAAAGAUUUGCCUAAUGUAAAUAUAUGAUAAAGAUUUGAUACAGCUAGCCUACUAACCCACCAAAUCAAGUAAUAAUUACACAAACAUAAAAACCUUUUUAUUUACUAAAUGAUAACACAGCCACUCAUUUUAUAUAAUUAAUGAAGUACACACAGAGAAUAGACACUUUUCUGAAGCAAUGAUUAAUUCAGAACAAAAACAGGAUCAAAGUAAAUUACCACGUAUUAACCAGGACAGAUGAAUCAGCUUGUUCAAUCUAUAGUUGGUGUAUAGUUUUUUGAUAUUUCUGUGAAGAAUAUUUAGUUCUAAGCAAUUUCCUCCAGUAUUCAUUUCACUACUCACAGGCAUUGGAUGGAGGCUCAGUUCCUGUUUGGGUUUUUUUUGCUUCGCACACAAUAAAUACGACCAGACCAUAACUGUUCCACACAUACAACAAUCAGACCAAGCAGCAGGCGUGUGAUAGGUAGAAGAAAGAAGUUUGAACAUUGACUUUAAGAUGGGCAGGCUUGUGUUUUUGGCUCUCUUUGCGAUGCUGUGUUUUACCUCCAAAAGUUUUUCUGCAAACACUGAGAGACUUACGGACAAUGUGGUGGUUUUGCGGGUGCGAAACAUUGAUGGCUCUGAAGUGCCUGUGUCCAUAAGCUGUGGAGAUGCUUUUCAAGAUCAGCAAGUGAUCUGGAAGAGAAACGGUGUUCUCCAGCCCAGACUGCAGGGGAACCAGAUCCAGGUGACUGUGCUAGAGUGGGGUGGAGGCAACUACACCUGCCACCAAGAACCACAGGGACCCCCAAUCAACUACACUGUGAUCAUGGUUCAACUGGAGCCUGACAACCGCACCGUCAUACUGGAGCCCAGAGGCCACAAGCAGGAAUAUAUCCACUGUUGGACACCAAACUACCGUGGCGACUUCCAGUGCAGCUGGACCAGGUCUAUGGAUCGCUCAGAUGCCACUGUGCUGCUGGUCAAGGGCCAUCGCGAUGAGGAGCCGGUCUCAUGUGUGGUGAAGCCAGAUGGGUCGGGCAUGAGGUGUGUGGAUAAUAACUGUCCGUACAAAGAGGAGCAGCACCGCAUCUCUCUGACCGUCUACAUGAAGAGUGUGUUCCGCCUGGAGGCCUUCACCAAGAAGUUCUACCUCAGGGAAAUUGUGACCCCUGCGCCACCGAGAGAACUGCAACUCACUAAUGGCAGUGUGUUCACAUGGGAUUAUCCUGAGUCUUGGGAGAGGCCCUGCAGUUACUUCAGUCUGCUGUUUAAUGUCAGAGUGGUGCGCAAUGGAGAAAACUGCCAUUCCGAUCAAAUUUUAGAUGAUAAAAACAUUUCGGAAAUGAAAUACUCAGUCGAUAAAAUCAUACAGAAGAGGUUUGUUUUCUGUCUGAGAGCUCAGGACAAGCACACAGGAGGACCAUGGAGCCACUGGAGUCAUUGCACUGUCAACCGAAUCCACGGCACAUACCACUGCUCCCUCUGAAUGUACUGUUUAAAUCUAUUUAUGUACAGUAUUUAUUGACCUAUUCUACAUUAUUAAAUAUUAUAUGUACAAUAAAAAA